CCCUAGCUAGCCCCCGUAAAGAUGAAGAACAACAACGAGAGCACCAGUGGCAUUGCAGGAGCGCGCACCUCGCAUUUCACCAUCAAAUACAAGGCUUAUGGGAAUCAGCCGCCGCCUCCCAGCGUCAAGAAGCGCCCCAGCCAACACAUUCGAGAAGCGCUGGAUCCGCCUCUUGCUCAGCGAGAUGGAGUUAUCCGUCCAAAGCCCUGCAUUGUCAACAAGCACAACUUUGCCGAGCAGCGCCACCAAAUCGUCUCCUCGAUACCGGAAGACGAGCCACUGUUCCAGCCCUUCCCACCGGAGGUGGUUUUUACUGGUUACCAUGCCUUCAAGAAAUAUACCACUGUUCUUCAGCUGCGUAACAAUGAUAAGGUGGUGCGAAGAGUCCAGUUGUUGUCCGAGGAUCCCCUCCUGACAGUAGAGUUGCUGCAAAGUGGGGAUCAGGCUGUCUACUCGGAGAUUGGUUCCAGCAAAGUGGCGUGCGGGAUGGAGGUCUCCUACACAAUAGCUUUCGUCCCGGAAAGUGAUGGGGACUACAUGUCGGAGCUUCUGGCCGUGACUGACAGAGAGAAGUUUGUGAUUCCUGUCAGAUGCGUCGGCUUGAAACCCAUGGUGGACGUUCCAGAUGAGAUCAUUUUUCCUCCCACACCUGCAAAAUGUUCCUAUAAAAAGAACGUUAUGAUACAUAAUGUGGGAAAGAAGAAGGCUGUUUUCCGACUCAGGACAAGCGAGUUUUUCAGGGUCUCACCACCCACACAUAACCUUGAUCCGGGAGAAUUCUUUCAGUGCUGCGUCUAUUUUUUCCCUCGGCGAGUAUGCACUUAUGAAGGAGAGCUAGAAGUUACCUUCAAGGAGAAUGGCGACCAGCUUGUCUCGCGGCUAAUUGGAGCUGGCACGGAGUUAAACGUUGGCCUCUCCACAGGUGUGAUCGCAGCAUCUACGACGUAUAUCAGGCGAACUUCGCAUGUCACUUUUCAAGUUUUCAACAACUCCUCUUCUCUCGCUUAUUUCUUGUGGCCCAAGUACGUCCAUUGUUUGAAAACAACAUUUAUAAAGGUGAUAAAGAGGGGCUUCGAGAGCUGCGGUCAUCUAUAA
This is a messenger RNA of Selaginella moellendorffii, 1095 nucleotides long. RefSeq names its product hydrocephalus-inducing protein homolog. Gene Ontology annotation, cellular component: axoneme. The transcript has 8 exons. Lineage: Eukaryota; Viridiplantae; Streptophyta; Lycopodiopsida; Selaginellales; Selaginellaceae. The record is from RefSeq and is a predicted model, not a curated record. Bases 22 to 1095 code for a protein of 357 amino acids. Gene Ontology annotation, biological process: axonemal central apparatus assembly; cilium movement.